This is a messenger RNA of Paramisgurnus dabryanus, 5213 nucleotides long. NCBI's taxonomy places the organism in Eukaryota, Metazoa, Chordata, Actinopteri, Cypriniformes, Cobitidae. The record is from RefSeq and is a predicted model, not a curated record.
AACAGGUUUCUCAUGUCAAAUCUAUAUCAAAAUGCAAGUGAUCCAGACGAUAGAGACGCAGUUACCCAUCCUGCGAGAGAGUUUCCACUCCUCCCCAUUUAGAGAGAGACGGACAGAGAGGAGAAAAAGCAGCCUCACAAAUCUCAUAAGAAGACAACAGCAGCUGUCUUCACGACCUGCACAUGCUAAGUUGAGCCGCUCCUCCAGCAACCCUUUAUGUGACCUGGCAGAGCAAACUGAUGAGAGAGUCCUUGAAAGAGAUGGAGAGAUCAGGAGGCAGGGGGAGCUGUGUCUCCGGCAGUCCUCGGCUACAGCGUCACUGCUCGCAUCAUCACAGCUGCUGCUCCUCCCGGUGGAAAGAGAGAGAGAUGGAUUAAAGAGAGAGGGGAGAAAGAGAGAGAAGCAAAAAGAACGGGAGAGUCAAUCCACCCACACACGUUCCCAGCAUGGCUUGAUCGCUAAAGGUGUGCACUUUCUGAGGACCAUGGGAAAUCAAGAGGCCAAGCAAAGAAAGUCCACUACCAACGUGGUUGCGGAGGGUCUUGGCAAUGGGGUGAGCUCUGAUGACCACGAACACCCUAAAAAGAUUAAGAAGUCCCAAAGCAAAGCCAGCAAAUUAUCGAUCGACUCCAGCAAGAAGAAAUACAAAUCCGAGGGCUGCAAAAGUUCUGUAUUUUCCAACAUCCGUAUCCGAAAGGGGCUUCGGAAAGGGUUACACAAAGAGGAUGUACUGGAUGGUGGGAUUAGGAUUAACGCAGAUGCCAAUGGAAGCAAUGAUGGCAGAAUGUCAGGGGAUGAGCUGGAGGGUCUGACGUCUGACAGUAAGCUAGAUCGAAAUCAAAUCACGGCCGAAAGCAGGCAGUCGACAGAAGAGGAUGUUGGGAGAGAGACGGAGGGGUCAGGGUCGGAUACAGACAUUUACAGCUUUCAUUCAGCAGCUGAUGCUCAAGAUCUGCUGUCGGAUAUCCAGCGAACUAUUAGUCUGCAGAAGCAGAGUGAAAGUGUUGCUGAGGGGAAGAAUUGUGAUGAUGGGGACCGAAAGGGUCAGAUAGGGUCUAAGGAUCAGGGUCAUGAGGUCAAUGAGGGUCCUGUUAGUAAAGGUGGAGAAAGAGUUUCUUACAUUAAAGAACAAAAUGUAAAAUGUAGUGAAGACACCGAAGGAGAGGUUAAUAAAACCACGUUCAGUUUAUCUGGUGACCAUAACAUGCAAGAUACCAUCACCAAGACAAGUAGCUUGCAGGGUAUCAUGGCUGUGAGCAAAUCUAUCAGUAACUAUAGUUUUCAAGAUACCACAGCAACAACCACCUCCUACGAGAGUGCAGAGGAUAUUUUUGAGAGUUCAUCACUAUCCCUUCCCCUUGAAGACUGUCACUAUGGUAACAGUAGCUUAACCCAAAGCCUAGAAGAAGGCCUGAUGAAUGACCCUCAAGUUGACCCCGCAUCAAAUGCCAUCCAGAUCAAUUUAAUGCCACAGAAGAGCAUCAGUAGCAUGGAGCUGAACAUCGAACCAUGUGAGGAUGAUGAUGCUAUAGAAGAAAAAAAGCGCGAGAAGACAACUCAGAGGAGAAAAAGCAGCGCUGCGUCUUUCACACAGUUAUCACCUGAGAGCUUUUUAGGCCCUCGUAGGACCUCCUGUACAAACCUUGGGGUUAAAUCGUAUCCAACGAUACAAACUUCCUAUGUUAAAACGACCACGAGACAGCUCACAUCACCCGUAGUUUCUCCAUGCACCACUCCUUCACCGAGCCCUCGUAGGGUCGGAUUAGAGUUAAACUUUGGUCAAGGGUCAAAGAAGGCAGGAAGCUGGAGAGCAAAGAGGCAACGGUCUUGCAGCAUUGCUGGGCCAGUGUGUUGUCAUGAUGACUGGGAUGAAGCUUUCCAUGGCCAGUCAGAGCUAAUAGAAAGAGGUUUUCAGACCAUCAGAACCCAGAAAGCAUCAUCCAUCUUUCCAGAUGCGUUCUCAGGUCGCUCUCUGCUAGAGAUGUGUUUAAUGCAGUGGGGUUGUACUGAAGAUGACAGUAGUGCACAGGACGUUGAGAGAUUCUGUUCCCGGCUUUUGGCUCUGGGAAUUUUACAGCCCUUCAGUGACUGCCUCACGGAACCUCACACAGGAAGUGAUAUCACAGACAAGCUCACAUUUAAUACGGAUCAGCUGUAUACCUGGGCUUCAGUGGGACACAGUGAGAUCAGAACACCUGGGAGGUUGCAAAAACAGUGGCCCCCAGCCCCUUCUGUACCACAGGUGCUAAUAUGUGCAUGUGAUGGAUCCACGGAGCAAUAUGGGGUCGUUCCGGAAGGAAGUUCUGUUCCCAUUCAGGAGCUUGAGAGAACUAUUGAAGAAUUACUUGCGAAAAUAUCGGAUAUGGAAAAAGAGAAUACACUUUUGGACAGCGCCAAGGAUGGACAAGAGGCUGGUUAUAAUCAGAUUAUCAAACAUUCACAGAAUAAAGUAAACGUACAACAAGUUUUGCAGAACGUGAAAGCCAUUCAAACUUCGCCUGUUGAGGAAGCCUUUAAAUAUCCGGUGCCUUUACCAGACCAAUCCAAGACUUCCAAAAUAAGUCACAAUGCCUCUUCAGCAAUGGGAAUGCCCCAAAUAUAUAUCUGCCAAAGACAGGAAGUCCCUCCUCUUUUACCUCCACUACUUCCAGUUUCAGUUGCAUCCUCAGUACUUAAACCACAAUCACAAUCGCAGCCAGGUGUAUCAGUACCUCCCCCCCUAGCUCCACCCCCACUCCCAGGUAUGACUCCACCCCUUCCUCCUCCACUUCCAGGUAUGCCUUCACUUGCUCCUCCUCUCUCAGGUAUGGCUCCACCUCCUCCUCCACUUGCAGGGAUAGCACCACCUCCUCCUCCACUCCCAGGUAUGGCUCCACUUGCUCCUCCUCUCUCAGGUUUGGUUCCACCGCCUCCUCCACUCCCAUGCAUGGCACCACCUCCUCCUCCACUCCCAGGAAUGGCUCCACCCCCUCCACCUCCACCUCCUGGAUGCGGACCUCCAGCACCUCCUCUCCCUCCUGGUUUUGGGCCCCCUCCACUCUUCAUGGGAUUGGUGCCACCGGGAAUGGCUCAGGAGGUUGCCCCCCUAAAGGCUGUUAUUGAGCCUCUGCGACCCAUGAAACCACUUUAUUGGACCAGGAUACAGCUACAUACCAAAAAGGAUGCCAGAAGCUCUUUGGUAUGGGAGAAAGUUAAGGAGCCAUCAGUUGACUUGGACGAAUUUGUGGAGCUGUUUGCCAAGAGUGCAGUAAAGGAGAAGAAAAAACCCAUUUCAGACACCAUAACAAAAUCAAAGGCCAAACAAGUUGUCAAGCUACUGAGUAACAAACGUUCUCAGGCGGUGGGGAUUCUGAUGUCCAGUCUUCAUUUAGAUAUGAAGGACAUCCAGAAUGCCAUCUUGAACAUGGACUGCUCGGUGGUGGAUCUGGAAACGCUCCAGGCUCUGUAUGAAAACAGGGCUCAGAAAGAAGAGAUGGAUCAGAUUGAGAAGCACAUCAAAUCUUCAAAAGACAAAGAGAACUUGAAACCGCUGGACAAGCCUGAGCAGUUUUUGCUACAGCUGUCCCAGGUUCCUCAGUUCUCCGAGCGAGUUUUCUGUAUUCUCAUUCAGUCCAGCUUUACUGAGUGUAUUACAUCAGUUCAGCACAAGCUGGAAACCCUGCUGAGAGUCUGCACGGCUCUACAGUCAGGUCAAGGUGUUCUCCGGAUUCUAGGUUUGGUUCUUGCUUUUGGGAACAUUAUGAACGGUGGAAACCGAAGCAGAGGACAGGCAGACGGAUUUACUCUCGACAUCCUGCCUAAGUUAAAAGACGUCAAGAGCAGUGAUAAUUCUCAGAGCCUCCUGUCCUACAUAGUUGCUUACUAUCUGCGACACUUUGAUGAGGACGCAGGUAAAGAAACGUGCGUGUAUCCACUUCCCGAGCCUCAGGAUUUAUUUCAAGCUUCUCAAAUGAAGUUUGAGGAUUUUCAACGUGACCUGCGCAAACUACGUAAAGAUCUUAAUGCCUGUUCUGCAGAAACCGAAAAGAUGUGCAAUGUGUCAUCCGAGGAGCACCUGCAGCCCUUUAAGGACAAAAUGGAAGAAUUUCUCGCUAGAGCUAAAGCCGAGCUUGAGCUCCGGGAGAAACAGCUCACUGACACACAAAAGAUCUUUAUGGAGCUCAGCGUGUUUUUCUCAGUCAGGCCUAAGGGAGGAGAGAACGAGGUUUCACCAAACACAUUUUUUACACCAUGGCACGAGUUUUCUUCAGAUUUUAAGGAAUUAUGGAAAAGAGAGAAUAAAUGCUUACUGCAGGAGAAGUUAAAAGCAGCAGAGAUGACUUUCAGGGAGGCACGAGAACAAAUUUCCUACACCAUCAAACCUAAACAUGCAUCAGGAAUAAAAGCCAAGCUGAGACAGAAGAUGUGAAUUUCUGUGCUACCUACAUUACAGUAAUUGCAACAAAACUCACAUGUUUGAUUGUUCUUACUUUAUCUUCUUAAUUUAUUCAACCUAUGCCAAACUUGAUAGCCGGAUACUACGGGGCAGUUUCCCAGACAGGAUUUAGAUUAAUCCAGGACUAGGCCUUAGUUAGGACAUUUAAGAAGUUUUUACAAACACACCUUACAAAAAAUAAUACUGGUGUGCAUCUUGGGACAAAACAAUGGCACUGAUAUAUGUUAAGAUAUGUCAGUGCAAGGACACAGGUAUUUUUAUAAACCUGACUUUUUUUAAGCGGUUCAGCCGUUCGUCCACACGGAAACGCAGUAUGAAGUCACUGAAACCGAACAUUUUGAAAACCCCUGCCAGGGUGAGUAUUUUAAGAAACGCCGGUGUUGUCGUGUAGACGGUAAAACCGAGGUUUUUGCCUUGCAACUUCACUUUUGUUAGGCUUCUGAUUGGCCAAGGUGGCUUUACGAUUUGAGUUAUAUCACCGCCUGCUGGUAUGGCAUGCUCUUGACAGCGUGUGAUCAUGUGUUUUUGCAUGUUCAUGUAGGCGGAGAUUUCUUUUAAACCGAGCAUUUGUGAAUGGGGUUUUUUUAAACCGCAGGAAGAAAAACUCCGGUUAUAAAAAUACCCGUGUCCGUGUGGGCUAGGCCUAAGACAGCCUAAACGUGUAUUUUAGUCUGGGACUAGGAUAAGCCCUGUCCGGCAAACUGCCCCUACAAGUUUUUUUACAUUACAUGAAUAUGGUUAUUAAGGGUGUGACAAGACACUUAAAGGAGCAUUUCAC